GGAUGUGUAAAUACGUAUUAAAGGAAGCUGUAGUCGGUGUUGUUAUGUUCAUUAAGACAUUCUUCACUGGAUUGUCGCAAAAGAAAAGGGCUUUACAUAAUAACGUGCAUGCUUUUUCACGUGAAAUGCCCCUUUAAAAGGAGGCUCCGUUUGAACCCGUUCAGACGCAUCAGGGGCCAGCCGACAGUGGAAUAGUGGUCUGCGGUUUCUGCAUCAUUCUGUGUCAAGCAUCGCAUUCAAAAUGGUGACUUCGUACCCCUUACCGGAAGGAUUCUCUGAAUUCGAUGUGUUCUCCUUAGGCUCUGCUCUUCUCGUGGAGGGUCUCGUUGGAAUCUUUCUCAAUGGCCUGACUCUGAUUUCUUUCCUUAAAGUAAGGGAAUUACGAACCCCGAGCAAUUUCCUCGUGUUCAGUUUGGCUAUGGCUGAUGUCGGGAUUUGUAUGAAUGCGACUGUGGCCGCUUUCUCUAGCUUUUUGAGAUACUGGCCCUACGGCUCAGAGGGAUGUCAAACUCAUGGAUUCCAAGGCUUCGUGACAGCUUUGGCCAGUAUCAACUUCAUCGCUGCUAUUGCCUGGGACAGAUACCACCAGUACUGCACCAGAACUAAAUUACAGUGGAGCAGUUCUGUGACUCUGGUCAUCUUCAUCUGGCUGUUCACUGCCUUCUGGUCUGCCAUGCCUCUGAUUGGCUGGGGAGAGUACGACUAUGAACCACUGAGGACCUGCUGCACCCUGGACUACUCCAAAGGCGACAGGAACUACGUGUCGUACUUGCUCCCUAUGGCCUUCUUCAACCUGGUCAUCCAGGCCUUCACUGUGCUGUCCUCCUACCAGUCCAUUGAGAAGAAGUUCAAGAAGACCGGUCAACACAAGUUUAAUACCAGCACACCUCUGAAAACGCUGCUUCUGUGCUGGGGACCCUAUGCCAUACUGUGCCUGUAUGCAGCUGUGGAGAAUGCCAACCUCGUUUCUCCCAAACUGAGAAUGAUGGCGCCUAUUCUGGCAAAGACCUCCCCGAUCUUCAAUGCCUUCUUGUAUGCCCUUGGAAAUGAGAACUACAGAGGAGGAAUUUGGCAGUUCCUCACUGGGCAAAAGAUUGAAGUGCCUCAAACUGACAACAAGUCCAAAUAAAUUAAACAUUCACGAAUUACACUCAAUGUUCCUAUGCUUUCUGUCAAGGUAUGACACAAAUUCAGCCUGUCAUCAUUGAAACCUGAAUAUUCACCCAUUGCUCUAUUUAUUUUCAUUUGUUGUACAUAAGCAGGUGUGGGUGAGGUCAGGUCAGCCUUGUAUUUCAGUGGCCAAUUUAAGUGUUCCUAGAUUGAAAUAUGUCUGUACUGUGCCCUGUUUAUGUAUUAAGCAUUCAUUUUCACAAGCAUUUCAUGAGUUCUGACAUUGACGGUGCAGGUACUGGUUGGCCUCAGUAGUCCACUCCAUUCAACGGAUUGAGUAAGGACCUGUUACACCCAUAUAUUUAGUUGCAGACUGAGGCUGAAAUAAUUUGUGUUCCUAAAGAACAACUGAAUUUUGAUUCUCUGUGAAUUUACAUUGACUUUUAAUUCAUGCCUUAUCAUUUCUUAUAAUUCAUUUUCAUUUUGUGCCACUUAUUCUUUAGCCAAACAACAUGGUUAUAAUUUUAAAUGUAUUAGUGUUUCA
Messenger RNA from Megalops cyprinoides (Indo-Pacific tarpon), 1654 nucleotides. RefSeq names its product retinal G protein coupled receptor a (gene rgra). Lineage: Eukaryota; Metazoa; Chordata; Actinopteri; Elopiformes; Megalopidae. The record is from RefSeq and is a predicted model, not a curated record. Bases 242 to 1129 code for a protein of 295 amino acids. Gene Ontology annotation, molecular function: G protein-coupled receptor activity. Gene Ontology annotation, biological process: phototransduction; visual perception; G protein-coupled receptor signaling pathway. Gene Ontology annotation, cellular component: membrane. The transcript is spliced from 7 exons.